Molecule: messenger RNA, 855 nt
Organism: Kazachstania africana CBS 2517
Lineage: Eukaryota; Fungi; Ascomycota; Saccharomycetes; Saccharomycetales; Saccharomycetaceae
Gene: IPK1
Product: inositol pentakisphosphate 2-kinase
Exons: 1
Coding region: 1-855 (284 amino acids)
Biological process (GO): inositol phosphate biosynthetic process
Cellular component (GO): nucleus
Molecular function (GO): inositol-1,3,4,5,6-pentakisphosphate 2-kinase activity; ATP binding
Source: RefSeq, a predicted model, not a curated record
AUGCAUAUCGUAGGGAAAGGUGGAGCAAACAUACUGUUAGAUUAUGAUGAUCCGGUUUAUUUAUAUAGAUGUUGUGUCAAAUUUCCCGAGUCAGUGAAGUUAAAUAAUAGAUAUGUAAAUGAGAAUUACAAGUUUAUACGAGAAAAAGUCCUGCCAUUACUAGGAGAUUAUGUCUGCCCCAUGGAGCAAUGUUCUAUACCACUAGGGAAUAUCUAUCCAGUAUAUUCUCAGUAUGUAAACGACACAGAAGCUGAUAUGACGUCUAGAGUGGAAGUGUUGAAGAUUCCAAAUCUAAGGCCUUCUUCGAGAUUUACUAUGAUUCUGAAAUCAGACCACUUGACUAAGAUUUAUUCGAACGAUACUAGGACGAAUAUCCUUCUGGAAAUUAAACCGAAAUGGUUACAUAAUCCGUAUCACUAUUGCAGAAAUUGUACACAUAAUGAUUUCAAGGGUAGAGAAAUAAAAUACUGUUAUAGCAGAUUACUCAACGAUCCUACUCAUUUAUAUGAUAUUCUAAUGGAUGUUACAAGCUCUUUACCACGGAAUUUUGUUGAUGUAAUGCUAGAGUACUUAAGAAACGAUUCAAAUAUCUUGAGAAGGCUUCAUGAUAUUCAGAAAUCUUUGUCCAGAAAGGAGCUAAGAUACGAAAUUGAUUGCAUUGCCGCCGUCACGGAAGACUUACAAUUGCUUAUGACAUUGAGAGACGUCACUUGUUUCAUCGAAUGGGACGUUUUAACUACUGAUCUAAAGAUCAACGUUGUAGAUGUAGACCUCAAAUUGAAGGAUAAAUGGACACACUGGAAUAAAACGAACAAAUCCCUGGAUACACACCAAGAGAAGCACUAUCAUGACUGA